AUGGAGAGCGGCACUGAUCGCGUCCGAUUCAACGUCGGCGGCAGGAUCUUCGAGACAACGGCGACGACCCUCGCCGGCGCCGGGCGCCAGUCCAUGCUCGGCGCCGUCCUGGACGAGGACUGGAACGUCAGGGGCGCCGCCGCCGGCGAGUACUUCAUCGAUCGGAAUCCGGCGUGCUUCGCCGUCCUCCUCGACCUGCUACGCACCGGCGAGCUCCACCUGCCGCCGACCAUCCCGGAGAAGCUCCUCUGCCGGGAGGCCCUCUACUACGGCCUCCUCGACCACGUCCGCGCCGCCAAGUGGAGCCCGCUCGACGGCAACCGCCUCCAGCUCGCGCGCACCGUCACCGGCCGCGCGCCCGGGGACGGCGCCGCCAUCCGCGCCGGCCCCGACGGCGGCUGCUGCGUCGCGCACGGCAGCAUGGUCCAUGUGUACAACUGGAUGCUCGACGAGCUCAAGCCCAUCACCCUCGACUACCUGCGGGUCAACGACGCGGGGUACAUGGACUUCGACAAGAUCGUGGUCACCGCCUCCGAGAGGCCGGGAAGAGGCGAUGGCGGGUUGGGCCUCUUCUCCUCGUCAACGGGGGAGCUCCGCCACCGGUUCCAGGUGACCCACCAGAACCAGUUCAAGAGCUUCACCGCCGGAGCGCUUACCUUCGACCACGCCGGCCGGAGAAUCUUCGCCAGCUGCAAGGGGAGGUUCAACGAGUACGGGAUCGGCGUGUGGGACCAGGUCACCGGCCAGCAGACGGACUUCUUCUAUGAGCUCGCCGGCACCGGCGGCGACACCGUCGCCCUCGGAGAGGCCGACAAGCUCCAGUGGCUGGAGGGCAACCGGUGCUUGAUGACGGCGACGCUGUUCCCGAAGGCGGACCACUGUUUCAUCGGGCUCCUCGACUUCCGGGAGAAGAAGGUGGCCUGGUCAUGGUCGGACGGCGGCUCGAUCGUGCCCCCCGACGAGAAGCAGGUUUUGGCCGCCGUCGCCAUGGAGGAAGGAGGGCCCUGUAUCUGCGUGGUGAACCAGUACGACGAUCUGGGUUUCCUGGACCUGCGCGGCGGCGCCGCCGGUAGAAGUAUCCGGUGGAACUCCCGGAGCCGGUUCAUGAGGGGGAAGAUGGACGGAAUGGACCUCUGUUUCCCCAAGCUGGAGGUCAACGACGGGCAGCUCUUCUCUUCCAUGAACGAGAGCAUCUCCGUCUUCAGCGGCCCGGAAUGGGUCCUCACCUCCCGCCUGAGCAGCAGCUCCGGCGGCUCCAUGAGCGAUAUCUCCAUCGCCGGCGACCGCCUCUUCGCCCUCCACAGCGACGAGAACGUCUUCGACGUCUGGGAGACUCCCCCGCUCCCCACCAUGUAA
Molecule: messenger RNA, 1356 nt
Organism: Spirodela intermedia
Lineage: Eukaryota; Viridiplantae; Streptophyta; Magnoliopsida; Alismatales; Araceae
Source: the annotation of a GenBank genome assembly